GGGUAAGAGAGCGAGAGUGCACACCCUGGCCAGCUGCACGUGUGCACACGAGGGUAGGUAGAACGAAUUAAACACGCCGUCAAAAGGAGAAAAGCUGUGUUUCUCACAGAGUCUUUGUGGCAAAAGGGUCAGAACCAAUCGAGUGGCCGCGCCCCGUAUGGAUAAAUAAAUGGACAGACAAAUAGGCGACCUGAUCAUACAUGUGUGUGCGGGACGUCAGCCGAUAUGCACCAUACAUGUGUGUGCAAGGAAGGCGAUGCUCAAUGGGCUCGCCAGCCAGCCAGCCAGCCAGCCAGCCAGCCAGACGAGCCCAUUCAGCAUCGCCUUCCUUGCACACACGCAGGUACACAGUGAGAUACAGCUAGCCAGUCAGUCAGUCGCCACGAUGGACACAUAAUGAAUGCACUCAUUGAUCAUUCACUGACAUUUGAGUCAUUGUGCAGUCAGUCAUGUGUGUGUGAGUUGAUAAAUCGACAGACAGACACACACACAGACAGACAGGCGGCCAGGCCACACCACACCAGAUCACACAAAUACACACAUACGACUGGAUGGGAUGAAAAGAAUGGGCAUUGUCAAGUGCGAUUGACAGCCGACCAUAAACACACCACACCAUGCGAUGCGUUGCGUCCAUGCACAAUUUCAUCAAGGCAGGUGAAUUGUGCGCGUGUACGCACUCUCAAAAACUGCACGCUGAGACGGCCACGCCCCCACCCCCACCCACACCGUCUUAGUCACACACGACACUCUUCGCAGCUCACUAACCCACAGCUCCCGAUCAGCAAUCCACACACACGGACAACAGACACCCAGCCAGCCAGCCAGCCAGCACCGUAGUCGUCCAUCCAUCCAUCCAUUCAUCCAUCCACACAGAGCUGAGGAAACCGUGUCCGCUCUCUGUGUUUGGGUGAGCUGUGUGACCUUCUUACGCGUGAGUGAGUGAUGGAUUGUCUGUCUGCCGUCUUGCCUUGCGUACGCGUAAAAAGUCACGCCGCACACAAAACACUCACUCACGCACGCAGGCAGGCAGGCAGGCGAAGAGAGGCAGCCACACAGACCAGGCAGAAGAGAUGCAGGGACAAUUGCUGGGAGAAAAGGCCUGCCUCGUUCUCUCUGUGUAGUAUUACUGCAGAGUGUAUUAGAAGUUUUGCGUGUGUUUAUCGAGGAGGCCAAGGCAGCUCUCUCUCCCUCCAUGGACACAGACACUUGCCUCCUUUGUGUGUGAGGCAGUAUCAGCGUCACUGGAGAAGAGAAGAGCUGCCUUGGCUGGCCAUACAGUACACACAUCCAACACAACACAACAUGCCACAACACAACACAGCACAGCACGCCACGCCACACACAUGUGAAGCAUCGAGUGUGCAUGAGCACGUGCCACACACUCGGCGACGGGGUGUGGCACGUGCUCAUACACUCGAUGCUUUACAUGUGUGUGGCGUGGCCAGACAGACAGACAGACAGACGGACGGACACAACAACAUACAGCGAAGCCCACUGACUAAGCCCUCCCCAAUCAAUCGCUCAGCCAUUCUCAAGUCAACACACACACACACACACACGUGUCCAUCCAUCCGUCAACGCCCAUUUUCUCUGCUGUGUUUUGGUGUGCGAGUACUCCUCUCUGUGUUGUGUGUAUGUCGGUCUACAGAAAGACCGAUGCUCGUAGCAAGGCAUGCAUGUGUAUGUGUGGGAUGGGCUCUCUCACGAAUGUCAGGUGAGAUCGAUUAUAUACGUCAUAAUCGAGAUGACAUUACAUUCGUACGAGAGCCCACCCCACACAUACACAUGCACACACAGCCAGUCCAUGACAAAGGCAGCCAAACCAGACGAGCAAACGGAUGGAUGGAAGGCAGGCAAAUCGCCUUAGCACAUGGAGCAUUCACCCAGCAAUCGGCCAUCAGCAGGCAGGCAGGCAGGCAGACGGGAAGACAGGCAGACAGAGGCAUGUGUUGUACACCAUCCAAGCAAUGCUGACCGAACUCAUGAUAGGCAGGCAGACGGGUACGUAUGUAUGUAUGUAUGUACGUACAUAGCAGGCACCGACGGGCGAACACCAACAUCCAUUAGCACACCACACGCGUGACGCACCAACGGCGUGCAAACAGACACACAGACAGACAGACAGACAGACACACAGACACACAGACAGACAGACAGGCACCCGCAUGUGUGCAACACCACACCACAGCGUGCCGCACCCAUCCAUCCAGGCAUGCAGGCAGGCAGGGUCGGGAUGGAUGUAUGGAUGCGUGGGCCAACGCUCGCAAACUAUCAGUCAGGCAACCAGCAAUCUGCAGCCAACACCGCACACACAGAGGAGCACCAUAUCAAUCAGUGUCGCCGCCCAUUCGUGUGCCGUGUGUCAGUCACCCUACACCCCUCCCGCCCCGCACCUGUUGAGUGUGUGUGGGGUUUUUUGUAUCUUAGCUCUCCUUCUCCUCCUCAGACGCCACGACACCCUCCGCCUCGCUCUCCCCGUCAUCUUCCUCGUCGUAGUAGUAGACAUCCUCCCACUCCUUCUCCGGCACACCAACACCGCCGGCAGCACCACACGCAUCCGCCGUCGAGGGCUCUGUGAUGGUGAUCGUGAGCAUGUAGCCGUCGGCAUAGAGGUCCUCGACUUUGGCGAUGUUGGUGUCCUGGUACCCGGUGUCGGGGAGAUGAAUGCACGGGCGGUCGUCCCGUUCUCAACCGAGAUGGAGAAGGACAGGGGGAAGUCGAUGGUGUUGUGGGGCGCGAACGGGAAGGGCGGGAGGAGUCGCGACACGUUGAACGCCUUCGUACGGCCUUGACGGGUGAUGCUACAGAAGGAGAUACAUAGCACAUCCACAGCAGGCUCUUGUGCGGGAACGGGUGCAGUGUGCGCCUUGCUUGUCUCACCGCAUGUGUGCCUGAGCAUUCUGAUGUGUGAAAUUCUCGACGUGGAUGUGUCCGGCGUCCUGCACACACACCAGCCCGACAGCCAGAACCACAAGAGACACACAAACAUGAGCCACCCAUGAGCCCAUAACACCCAUGUAGCUGCCUCUCGUACCUCUUGCUCCAACAGAAUGGCACCCAUCGCCAGCUGUUCCUCUGGGAAGCGUACGACCCCGUCGCCAACAUCCAGUCCCUUCAGUCCAUCCUCCAACUUGUACUGCGCCACUCCUGUGAGUUGUCACUUUGUGCUCGUUGCCUGCAGGAGCUUCCUUCUCUCUGCCUUACCUUGUCACACUCGUCGUCAGCCGGGAGAGAGGUCCUGAAGAGGUAGGGAGAGCGGCGGCGCUUCUGCACUCUGGUAUCCAUCGCUGCCGAGGGGACACACACAUUGCAGCGCUGCAGGGAAAGGAAGGGCAAUACAAAAAGGUGAAAUCAGUACGACACGCAGAAGAGAGGGAAGAACAGCACACUCCUGUACUCACCUGAUGGACACAGAGUUGCCAUAGGCAGUCGUCGCCAGCCGCUCCGCAGAACAGGUCGCCCCCUGCCGUGCCACGGAGGUUGAUCAAGGAAGUGGCGGGCGGCCCCC
Messenger RNA from Vitrella brassicaformis, 3508 nucleotides. The record is from the annotation of a GenBank genome assembly. Lineage: Eukaryota; Vitrellaceae.